CUUUGCAAACAUAACAUUCUUGCCCGAAAAUGGCUAGGAGAGGAGCUUUGAGUGACGGAACCGUAUUGUUCCAGAGGGCGGAUCGUAUGUACCGUGAGCACCAAGAUUGGUUUAAAGAAUCUUUGAGGGGCCGAGCUGAAGUGCACAGAGACGGUCGGCAUGUUCAACGUAGGAGGGGCGUGGCGAGCAAAGGGGGUGGUUUUUAGUAGUAGAUUACAAAUGAGAAUGGGGAUAAACGGAGCUUCGUAGCCCUUGUAAUAUCUUCUGUAAGCGGGAGGCAUCCUGCAACAACUCGGAAGAAAGGUCUCCAGUGUUAAUUUGAAGCCUCCACGAGCAAGUACAGUAGCUUCUAAGUAAAGUGAUGCACAUGAAAUAACAAGACAUUAAACUAAAAAAAUGACAUCUGACAGACGGAGCAUAGAUAAGCUACAGUGAUUCUACAGCAGGCGUGAGAACCGGCAACGUCUUGACACUUUCCUUGAAGCCGAGGGCUGACAACGACGCUUCGCGGCUACCGUGCCGUAGGACCUUCUCUGGACUAUUAGCCUGGUUGCAUGUCGCUUAUUUCCGCAGUGUCAGCUCUAAGCGGAUAACCUGAAGAGUGUGGGCUUUCUUCUUUUGGUGAAUUGUGGCUGUGCCAUAAACAUGUGCAGCCGACUUGAUUUUCUCCAAUCCUUUGGCAUCUUACAGGCCGCCUGGGAUAUACUGUGAGCUUUGCGCCUGUCAGUCCGUCUGAGGCCGCUGGGAUGAAAUGAGGCUCAGGCAUGGUACUGUGGCUAUCGUGUUGAUCUUCACCUCCCUCCUCAGCCUCUCGUGGUAUACCGCCUGGCAGAAUGGCAAAGAAAAGUUAACUGCCUACCAACGAGAGUGCCAUGCCUUAAAAGAACGCCUCCAUGUGGCUGAACUACGCACUUUGCAUCGCUCAUCUGAACUCAGCACUAUCUUAGAACAUUUCAGACGUGCCAUAGCAGAGACCAAUGGCAGCAAAGACUCCCUUGCCAACUUUUCAGAGACACAAAAGCUGUUGAAAGAACUUUCCCAGAAGAAACCAUUACAAGUGCCAAAUAUCUACUACCAUUUGCCUCACUUAUUGAACAAUGAGGGCAGCCUUCAACCUGCGGUACAGACAGGUCAAGGAAGAACAGGAGUUUCUAUUGUGAUGGGAAUACCAACAGUAAAGCGAAAAGUCAAGUCCUAUCUUGCAGAAACUCUCCAUUCCUUAAUUGACAAGCUUACUCCAGAAGAGCAAAAGGACUGUGUUAUAAUAGUCUUUGUGGGAGAGACUGAUCUUGACUAUGUUCAUAGCGUUGUGAGGAGCCUAAAGAAAGAAUUUUCUACAGAAAUCAAUUCUGGGCUGUUAGAAGUCAUCUCUCCUCCAACAACCUACUAUCCGGAUUUUGCAGCCUUGAAGGAGACCUUUGGUGAUUCAAAAGAGAGAGUCAAGUGGAGAACAAAACAGAAUCUUGACUAUUGCUUUCUUAUGAUGUAUGCAGUAAACAAGGGAGUCUAUUAUGUACAGCUGGAAGACGACAUUGUUGCCAAACCAAACUAUUUCCUGACCAUGAAAAACUUUGCACAGCAGCUAACAUCUGAGGACUGGAUGAUUUUGGAAUUCUCACAGCUUGGAUUUAUUGGGAAGAUGUUCCAAGCGCCUGAUCUUAAUCUGAUUGUGGAGUUCAUAUUUAUGUUCUAUAAAGAAAAGCCAAUUGACUGGCUCCUUGAUCAUAUCCUUUGGGUGAAGGUCUGCAACCCAGAGAGAGAUGCGAAGCACUGCGAGCGUCAGAAAUCCAGUCUGCGUGUCCGGUUCAGGCCAUCCCUCUUUCAACAUGUGGGUCUUCAUUCAUCUCUGGCUGGGAAAAUCCAGAAACUCACGGAUAAAGACUUUCUGAAGCCUUUACUACAGACAGUUCAUGUGAAUCCCCCAGCAGAGGUGUCUACCUCUUUGAAGGUUUACCAAGGACAUAAUUUGGAAAAGACCUAUAUGGGAGAAGAUUUCUUCUGGGCCAUAACACCCAUUGCAGGAGACUAUAUUCUCUUUAAAUUUGACAGACCAGUCAAUAUAGAAAGAUAUGUUUUUCGAAGUGGUAAUACAGAACAUCCAGGGGACAUAAUACAGAACACAACCGUGGAGGUUUUGCCUUUUUCUGGACCUGGACUGAAAACCAAAGAGAAACUGAAACACAAGAAGGAUGGAUUUUAUACAAUAGGAAAAUUUAAAAAUGGUGUGGCAGAGUCUACUGUCGAACCCAAGUUCAAUCCAGUUUCAGGGCUCCGACUUUCUUUCCUGCAAAACUCGUCUGUUUGGGUGAUUCUCAGUGAGAUUCACAUUAAAAAAGCUGCAGGCUAAUUUGCUUUAGUGGUAAGUGUUAUGCCUCCAGAUCCUGCCGAACACAGAGAGACCACCUACAAAAGAACAAGGCUGGUGUGCUGGCUUGAAGUGGUGUGUUCUCUUGACUCUACCUCGUGCAACUACUGUAUCAACGGUCAUCAUUCUACUCCAGUGAAGUAGGAAGAAGAAUUCUGGGAAUUAUAUGAAAACAAUAAACUCAGCAGUAUUUUUUUUCCCAUUGCAGACCCCUUUAGUUUACUGCCCUACACAAAAUUAAAUUGUUGGCAAUAUAAAAGAAUCCGUUUUAACUGUCGAGUAAAGUUUAGGUGGCCACUCCUCACAGGUGCUGGACGAGUAUUUUUUCUAUCUUCGGGGGUUUACUGAAAGAAUGUCACAAACUUUGACCUGAUUGUACACACUCAUGACUUCAUUGUGAUAGGUCACAUCAUUAUAUGACUAAUAUUUAAGUAUACUCAAGUCGUAAUAAACCUCUUGUGCUAACAGUUGAGAAGUGAAGGAGAACCUUAUAGGUCAUGUGCUAUGGUAGCCAUUUUAGUUAAUUUCCAACUCACUUCUGUUCCGUGACCAUUGGGCUCAUUGAUCCUAAACCUUUUUAGCAUAAAUACACACAACGUUAACUACAGCAAGGGUAUCCGAUUCAUUUCUUGCAGAUUGUUGUUUCGGCCAGAUUCUUAAAUUGGAGUUAGUUGUCUUUACUUUUUACUGAAUUUCCUAUUUUAUUUAGACUGAUUCUAGCAAAUUCUAAAUUUAUAACAAGGGUAAAUCAAAAAGUAAAAUUACGCCGUAGUUGCAGCGGUUGAAAGCCAACACAAUACGAACACAUUUGCAAAGGCUUAUGGGUAAUUUGAAUACGUACAGCACAGUCUAGUUUAGUGGAAGCCAAGAUCACAUUAACAUGGGCGAUCUACUGCAGGAUUGCACCAUUAUUGAACAAUGUGGUGCAGGCGAGGGAGUGAUACCUGUUGAAAUUUAUCAGAGGAUGUUGACUUGUGCAGAUUAAUAAGCUGUUUGGGUUCUCCUCUCGUACAGACUUUAUGGUACCCCAAGUCAUCAUGCACUUUGACUUCCAGAUCCCUAAAUAAUGAAAGCAUUCGCCUUGUAGGUGUGGCCUUGUGUGUGAUGCUGAUGGCUGACCAGAUGAAGAUGUGUUGGUUACCAUUGAGAUUUUUUGGGCAGAGGGAGUGAAACCUGCUGAAAUUCACCAAUGGAUGUUGGUUCAGUACGGAAAUUAAAAAAGAAGGACUUAACAAAAAGCUUAUGAAUGGGUAAAAAGAUUUAAGUUGGCAAGAACAAUUGGAACCAACCAAGCUCGAUAUGAUCGCCAUCAGCAUUGUGCACACAAGCCCACAUUGACAUGGAGAAGGCCUUCAUCAGUUUGUCCACUGUUGUUGCACAUUUGGAUAUCAGCUAUGGAUCCCGUGCACGGUGACUUGGGGGUACUGUAAAGAUUGUGCAAGAUGGGCACUGAAACAGCUUACUGAUCAGCACAGGUCCACAUCCUUUGGUGAACUGCAGCAGGUUUCACCCCCUCUGCUCAAGAUUCUCACUUCAGCAAUGGUGCAAUCCCGCAGUGGAGUGUCCAUGUUCAUUUGACCUUGGCUUCCACUAGACUAACAGGAGAGCGCUGCACUGUGUAUGUUCAAACUACCCAUAAGCCAUUGCAAACGUGUUGUAUUGUGUCACCUUCUAUCCGAGGUGGUUGCCAUAUAAUUUUCAAAUUGCCUUUACUUUUUGCUUUACCCUUACAGAGGCUCCUUUUCCAUGAGUGUUCUCAAAAUGUUUUGAGGAGCAGAUCUGUACGUUUCAGUCCUUCUCUUCCCUUUAUUUCUGAAUUUUUGUACUGACAGAUCUUUGGAGGAUACGGGUAUCUGUUGCUCAUCUUGUUGUUUAUAUCUCUUUCUUAAUUGUCCAUUGGUUAAGAAAGAGAAGAAGCAAAUGGCCGUCCUCAGCUGUAAUUAAGCUGAAACGGCUCCAUUUGCAGCAAUAAUUAACAAAACUGGACAACAAAAAAAUUGAAAUUGAACUUGACAACUCAAUUACUGUUUUGUGGGGAUUGUGAAUUUAUAAAAAUAAGGCAAGUGCCUAACAAUCCAAUUAAUUUACGCAUUUCCUUGGUAUCCUAAGACAAUGAAACGUGGCUUUUUGGACUAUGGUGUAAAUCUAGAUUGCCCCUAAAUUGUCACGUGUGCAAGUCAAGUCAAGCGCUGCCAUUUGUACCCUGGGUCUCCAGCCCUCAGGUUGUGCUGAAUUCAGCUGCAGCUUUGCACGCGUGACCCUGAGAUGGUCCGUAUGUUCUGUUGAUGAAGCCAUCUCAAACAACAGAGCAGAUGAUGCUUGAAAAUGAACACGCACAUUUUAUUUUUUUUUAGCCUUUGCUCCCUCACUUGUUCAUUUUCUCUGCCCGCUUAUUGUAAUGCAGGGCUGUGGGGAGCUCAACAGUAUUAUGGCAACCUUUGACUGCAAGGCAGGAGGCGACGCAAUCCGUCAGGGUGCACAGGACCACUUUACCAAUAUGGAGGCUGACCAGAGUGUAUGUGCGAGACCAGUCACUUGACCUGAGCUCGGAGGCUGGGUGCACAUUUUUUAAUAGAGAGGACAAAACAAUGUACUGGUUGUUUGACCUUUUUGAUGGCAUUCAGCAUAUCUGAAGAAUAAUCUGAGAGAUCUGGUACAGAUUGUGGGGGGCAAUUUGGAAAAUGUUAAUCACUUUUAUGAAUUGUUUUCCAGAACUUUUGCUGAUCCAAGGCUCACCUUGCAUAUAAAUAUACAUAAUAUGUACUGCGUUUUAUAAAAAGCCAAGGCCGCCAAAUCUAGCCACUUAAGAAAUAGUAAGGGCACUGCACACUGGGGAACAGAAUCCAACAUGGGAAUGAAAUCUGACGGCCAACAUACACUCCCGCAUGUUUUAGAGUAGGGAGGUACGUGGAUUAGUGUGACGAUUGGCAGCCCUGUUGUUGUUGCUCACGUGAUACGAUGUACAGUCCAGGCUUGAACAGAAUUAUCUUUUUUUACACAUUCUUCAUGACUAUUAAGGCUGUGAUCAGCUGCACUUUUUACAUAAUCUUAGCAAGUUGUCGGCAGUUGUGUCACACUCCUGUGACGGCCCGUUGUGUAGUCUGACAUACUCAGUGACUUCAGUCCAACCAGGCCGCGACUCGCUCUGAGAAUAUCAAAGCGCUUUGAUUUGUCUUUAGUUGUAGGAGUGGGCUGUGUGUGCGAGCAUGAGAGCUGACAACCAAUGAACGCUCGCCCAGACGCACACUUACAUAGAACAGUAUUUUUCCCCAGGGCUUUUUACAGAAGUGCUUUAAAUUAAAUAAAUAAAUACAUAAAUAUGUAGAUAAGUAAGUGAAUAAUAAAAAACAAUUACACACACACCAGAAUGACUAUAAUGACAGAAAAUUAAAAAGUCCCAGUGAGGCAUUAUGCAGACACAUUGCUGUUGGUGUGAUGGAGCCCCAGUUGCAUUUCUUGACAAAGUUCUGCUUAAUAAUUCAUUGGCUCAAACUCCUCAGUGUUGGUGUGUCUGAGAGAGGAUGUCCAGCUUUGUUCAUAAUGGCAUUCAGUUUUGUUGUAAUUCUCUGUUACUGGUCCAGCACACCAUAGCGUAGAACAUCACCCUGGCCAUCUCAGAGUUAGAGGAGAUGUGAAGGAUGUCCUAAGUAAGAACGGCCUGCUCUGCCCUUUCUUUCCUCUGUGUUCCGUGACCAGUCCAACCUGUCAUUAAUAAGGAUCCCUAAGCACUUGUAGGAGUGGACCACCUCUACAUCCAUUCCUUGAACAGUGACAGGACAUAGAGGCCCUUUGGUGCGGUGAAAGUCAAUAUCUAGCUCCUUGGUUAUGUUGAUGUUAAGAUACAGGCAAUUCUCUUUGCAUCAAGAAACAAAGUUCUCAACCUGACUCCUAUACUCUGUCCCAUCCCCUUUAUGAAUUCACUCCAUAUGUGCAGGGUCAUCUGAGAAUUUCUGCAAGUGACAUGACCUGGUCUUAUAUUUGUAGUCGUAGGUGGACAGAGUGAGGAGAAAAUGAGACAGGACUAUUCCUUGUGAUGCACCAGUGUUGCUCACAUUCAUAUCAGAAACACAGUCCUUCAGGCUCACAAACUGUGGUCUGCCCGAAAGUCCAUAAUCUAGGACACCACAGGCUCAUCCACCUGUAUGUCUUUUAAGCUUACCCCUUAAAGGGGAUGGUUGGAUGGUGUUGAAGGUGCUGGAGAAAUAAAAAAUAACCCUUACAGUGCUGCCAUCUUUGUCCAGGUGAGAAUAAGCCUUGUGGUGCAAUUAGAUAUUUGCAUCCUACACUUCAAUCUUUGACCAAUAGGCAAACUGUAGUGAGUCUAGGUGGUCUACCAAAAGAGAACUCAUAUAGUUCAAGACUAGUCUCUCAAAGGUCUUCAUGAUGUGAGGUGUAUGUGCCACUGGUCUGUAGUCAUUAGGUGAAGAGGCACCUGCCUUCUUUGGAACAGGAACAAUGUAGGAUGUUUUCCACAGCAGUGGUACUUUCUGAAGCCUUAGGGAAAGACUGAACAGAUGACAGAGGACACCACAGUGUUGGUCAGAACAUCAGCCUUAAGAACUUGAGGAUUGGCUCCAUCUGGUCCUGUAGCUUUUCCUGUGUGUAGCUCCCUCAAUUGUCUCCUUACUUGGUCUUCAGUUAUGGAUAGUCCUCACUAAUGGUCAGAAGUGGACUUAUCACUGGCAGUUCCAGUUGAUGUGGUAGGGGAGACUGGUCAUUGGGAGAAGGUGGCAGUGGGAUGGAAAAUCUAUUAAAAAAUUGGUUCAGGUCAUUAGCUUUGUCCACUUUUACCUUAUGGCACCUGAGCCCUGGAUUGUUUGUGCCCAGUAAUUAUACCCAGUCCAUUCCAGAUAUCCUUCAUUAUAUUCUGAGUGAGUUUGUUUUCUAUUUUCACUUUGUAAGCUUCCUUUCCUUCACUCAGCUUUUUCUUUAGCACACAGUGUAUGUCCUUCAGAGCCCCUUUGUCACUGGAUAUGAAUGCUGUGUUCUUCUCAUUCAGGAGACCUUUUAGCUCCUUAGUAAUCCAGGGUGUGUUGUUUGGAAAGCAACACACUGUCUUUAUGGGUACCACAAUGUCGACACAGAAGUUUAUAUAGUCUGUGAUGCAGUGACAGAGUCCCUCAAUAUCGUUCCCAUGUGACUCGCAUGUCAUUUCCCAGUUUGUCAUUUGCAAGCAGUCAUUCAAAGCCAUUGCAGCCUCCAGGCUUCACUUCCUUACUAUUCUGGUGGUAGCAGGUUGCCGUCUAAUAACAGGCUUGUAGUUGGGAAUAAGAUGAAUCAGGUUGAGGUCAGAUUUGCGUAAAUCAAGCUGUGGAGCAUGCACUGGUACAGUGCGUUGCCGCACCCACUGCACGACAAAACAACUUGGGAUCCCUGUUGGCAACACCCCAAGCAGACACACAGUCCAGUCCCACCCUCCGGAAAUGACCCUCUAUCUGCCGCAGCCAGGUGUUAUGUGGGCGACCCCUUGGCCUGGUCCAGCCACUCGGGUCCCCAACAAUGAGGAUCUUACGAGCUGGAUCACCCUCAGGGAAACGCACCACGUGGCUGUAGUGCCGUAACUGAGGCUCCCUCACAAUGCAGGUAAUGUGCCUCAUUCGGGACUCCAUGAGCAACCGCUCAUUCGACACAAAGUCAAGCCAACGGUACCCAAGGAUUUACCGGAGAGACACAAUACCAAAGGAGUCUAGUCUUCGUCUCAGGUCACUGGAUAGCAUCCAUGGCUCGCAACCAUAUAGCAAGACAGGAAGCACCAGGACUCUAAAGACUUAGACCUUCGUCCUUUUGCAUAGAUAUCGGGAGCACCACACACCCCUUUCCUCAUGAGCCCCCCCCCCUUGCUCUCACAAUUCGUCUACUGCCUUCAUAGGAAGUGUCACCAAAGACAUGAAUGUCACUGCCAAGGUAAGUAAACCCCUCGACAAGGUCGACACUCUCUCCGCAAACAGACAAAUUGCUGAUGGCUGUGCCCAAGAGGUCAUUAAAGGCCUGGAUCUUGGUUUUUAUCCAGGACACUCACAAGCCCAGACACUCAGACUCCUCGCUCAGUCUCUCAAGUGCCCCGAUCAGAGCCUCCAUUGACUCUGCAAAGAUCACAGCAUCGUCAGCAAAGUCAAGAUCAGUGAAUCUUUCUUCACCAACAGAUGCCCCACAGCCUCUGGACCCCACGACCUUGCCCAACACCCACCCACAACCCUGAGGAACCCCAGAAUCAACUGGGAAAAACGCAGAGGUUCUGCCUCCACUCUGCACAGUACCUACAGUACCAGUGUACAGGCCGGCCAUGAUAUCUAGCAACCUCGAGGGGAUCCCGCGAACCCUCAGGAUGUCCCACUGGGCAGCUCGAUCAACUGAGUCGAAUGCUUUGCGAAAAUCGACAAAGGCUGCAAAGAAACUUUGCCGAUAUUCACGUUUGCGCUCCAUGAGAACCCUCAGUGCCAGGAUGCGGUCGAUGGUAGACUUCUUAGGCGUAAAUUGAAGACCUUCCGUCUGGAAUGUUUGCUUUCAGUGCUGGAUUGACACUGUGGCGCAGACCGUCCAAGGCCUUGACGUGGUUGCCGUGAGGGCCGAUAAAAAUGAACUUGAGCUCAGGUGUGUUUCUGAAAUGAAAUUUGGAUUUGCUUAUCAUUCCAAUCUCGGGCCUCUGCGCGUUACUUCAAACAUGGCUGCCAGCAGACCCUCUCCAGUCACAGCUGCUGGGCCUUCUGAGACGAGACUCGGCCCUGGUCUCCAAUCCGCUUCCUCUGUACGGUCUGGUAAGCACAAUGGGUACAAUGGCAGUGACUGAGCUGAGGGCUUUGCCCACCACUGGUUUCCAGUUGCAGCUAUAGUAAAAUGUUUCUAUUAACUUUUCUUCUAUACUGUAAAUAAGCUUCAAAGUGUAUAAUACAAAAGAUACAGAUGACUUAAUUUAUUUAAAAUAUAAAACCAAUGAUUCCUCAUUUUCUGUAAUUUUGACAGAUUAUUUUAUAUACAUGAAUGAAUGAAUGAAUGAAUAUAUAACUUUAAAAUGUUUCACCGAACUGAAGCUUGGUGCCCCUCUGCUACACAGUUCUGAAGGCAUAUUUAAAAACACGUGCCUUAACUGUCCGGCUAAUGAGAUAUGGCGGUGUGCAGUCCGAGUCUGGCACACACCCCCUUGAGCCUGAAACGUAACAUGCAUCUGAUUUAAAUAUAAUAAUGGAUUAUACAGUACUUGGUGGUUAGUUGCAUAUUCUAUUUGAAGAAAACAAAAAAACCUGCUUGAUAUGUCCUCACGGUAUUUAUGAUAAGCAGUUUUAGACUCGGGAUAUUUGUAACACACCUUUGUACAUUUUGGUGGAGUCGACUGCCAUUCUUUGUGCAUCGCCGUUUCUGUCGGUUCUGCUGAAGGCCCCGCCGUGUUUACACUCUGUACAUACGCUAGCCACAAGGUGGACUUUUCUACCACAUAUUAGGUGAACGAUAAGCUUUUCAAUUUCUAUUUCUUACCUUCAUGUCUUUAUUCAGCAAAACAAGGAUAAUUUUAACCCUUCGUUUCCUGCUUUUUGGAUUGGGCAGGAAAAAAAUUAUAGAAACCCUUUGCAUCUUGGGUAACUUGAUUUCAUUGGUUUAGAUGGCUGGCAGCCUGCUCUAGAACAGAAUUAAUAAAUGUCCGCUUUUUAUUUUUUCCACAGUUUCUUCAUACUGCCUGAACUCCUUUGUACAAAGUGUUUUUUGUUUCUUUUUGGUAAAUUUGUAAAUAUUAUUGGAAAAACUGCUGCUAUAAUAUCAUAAUAUAUGGGUCAUGUGCCUUUCAUCAACUUGUGUUGUCAAGGUGCCAUAUGUUAACUUGUACUUUAUUAAAAUAUAAGGUGACCUUAA
Erpetoichthys calabaricus (reedfish) is the source of this 10207-nucleotide messenger RNA. RefSeq names its product alpha-1,3-mannosyl-glycoprotein 4-beta-N-acetylglucosaminyltransferase A (gene mgat4a). NCBI's taxonomy places the organism in Eukaryota, Metazoa, Chordata, Cladistia, Polypteriformes, Polypteridae. Gene Ontology annotation, molecular function: acetylglucosaminyltransferase activity. The record is from RefSeq and is a predicted model, not a curated record. The transcript is spliced from 15 exons. Gene Ontology annotation, cellular component: endoplasmic reticulum-Golgi intermediate compartment; endoplasmic reticulum; Golgi stack. Gene Ontology annotation, biological process: protein N-linked glycosylation. The coding region runs from base 752 to 2347 and encodes 531 amino acids.